This is a messenger RNA of Cylicocyclus nassatus, 546 nucleotides long. Lineage: Eukaryota; Metazoa; Nematoda; Chromadorea; Rhabditida; Strongylidae. The record is from the annotation of a GenBank genome assembly.
AUGGCGUCAGUCGAGCGGCUAGCUUCUUUUCUUGUGCUUUUAUUUUCUGUUAUUGACAGUCAAUAUCAUCAGCAGCAAACACGAUCUCUAUCCGGAACCCCUGCUACGGAUGGAAAUAACGCCACAAAUGCUGAAAUCUAUCGAAUCAUCACCCAACAGCUGCUGGGAGGCUUUGCUGUCUGGCGAGUAAAAAUGUUCAAUGACAGGGUGUUCGUUGAGAAAACCCGAAGAAGUUAUUGGCUUGGGGAUCGUCAUUAUCGUUUGGAUAAUGAUUACUACUGGGCGUCUAGGAAUACUUGCGCUUACCGUAUGAAUGCCAUGGAAAGAAGAAAUUUAGUUUAUGAAGAUGGCCUGCCUAUUUAUGACAUAAUCUACCAAUGCCAACGAUAUGCUGAAUAUUGUUGUGGACUAGAUUGCUGUCGUAUCUAUGGCCUCGAACAUCCGCCGACAGAGCCACCAUGGAGACGACCUCGAUGGAAUGCCGCCCAUACCCACAUCUCAAUUGCAGUUUUAUAUAUAAUAAUACUUGUUUUACCUAUUGGUUGA